Messenger RNA from Nannospalax galili (Upper Galilee mountains blind mole rat), 2245 nucleotides. It is a transcript of the gene Emc7, whose product is annotated as ER membrane protein complex subunit 7. The transcript has 5 exons. The coding region runs from base 98 to 823 and encodes 241 amino acids. Gene Ontology annotation, molecular function: carbohydrate binding. The record is from RefSeq and is a predicted model, not a curated record. NCBI's taxonomy places the organism in Eukaryota, Metazoa, Chordata, Mammalia, Rodentia, Spalacidae. Gene Ontology annotation, cellular component: EMC complex.
GAUGACGACAUCGGCCGCCGGUAGCCGCGACGGUGGCGGCGCCAGGGAAGCGGGGAGGGCUUCCGGGCCGCCGGCCUGACUGCUCGGAGCUGCUGUCAUGGCGGGCGCUCCGUGGGCCUUCUUUUCCACACUGCUGCUGCUACUCUCAGGGAAUGCUCAAAGCUCCGAGGUGCCCGGCGCUGCCGCCGAGGGUCCGGGAGGGAGCGGAGUCGGCCCGGGAGAUCGUUUCAAGAUCGAGGGGCGUGCGGUGGUUCCGGGGGUGAAGCCUCAGGACUGGAUCUCCGCUGCCCGAGUGCUGGUAGACGGAGAAGAGCACGUCGGCUUCCUUAAGACAGAUGGGAGUUUUGUGGUUCAUGAUAUUCCCUCUGGAUCUUAUGUAGUGGAAGUUAUUUCUCCAGCUUACAAAUUUGAUCCUGUCAGAGUUGAUAUCACUUCAAAAGGAAAAAUGAGAGCAAGAUAUGUGAAUUAUAUCAAAACAUCAGAAGUGGUCAGACUACCCUAUCCUCUCCAGAUGAAAUCUUCAGGUCCACCUUCUUACUUUAUUAAGAGGGAAUCAUGGGGCUGGACAGACUUUCUGAUGAACCCAAUGGUUAUGAUGAUGGUUCUUCCAUUGUUGAUAUUUGUGCUUCUGCCUAAAGUGGUCAACACAAGUGAUCCUGACAUGAGACGGGAGAUGGAGCAGUCAAUGAAUAUGCUGAAUUCCAACCAUGAAUUGCCUGAUGUUUCUGAGUUCAUGACAAGACUCUUCUCUACAAAAUCCUCUGGCAAAUCUAGCAGCGGCAGCAGUAAAACAGGCAAAAGUGGGGCUGGCAAAAGGAGGUAGUGAGGUGGUGCCCAGCUGUCAUUUGCACAAACAUGGCAACACUGGGUGGCAUCCAAGUCGUGAUGGGGAAACCAUGUGAAGCAACUACUGUAGACUUGAGUCAUCCUGAAAGUUGAUCUCUUACAAUUGUUGUCUAUGUUAACUUUUUAACAUGUUUUGUACUUGGUACACAAGAAAACCCACCUUUCAUCCUGUGUCUGUUUGAGGUCAAUAUUGAUGUCACUGAAUUAAUUACAGUGUCCUAUAGAAAAUAACAUUAAUAAAUUAUAUGAAGUACUAUACAUUAUGUAUAUUAAAAGAAGUCUUAAUCUAGAGAUAAAAUUAUCUUCUGUCAUUUUUUGUUUCUUUUUUCCUUACUGUUUUCUUCUAUUGUUCAUUAUCUAAGCUUUCUUAGUUAAAAGAAGUGAAAGAAAUGGUUGAUACUUUUAGAGCAGCAUGUGUGAUGUUUUUGUGUGUCUGUGGCCAUACCUUUCAAAAUUCCCAGUCCUUUCACUGGAGAGCUGGCACAGCCAUUUAAAGCUCGGGCUCACAACCAAAAAGACAAAUUUCCCAGUCCAAAGACAAGUGGUGGCACACACCUGUAAUAAUCCUACCACUGAAGAUGCUGAUGGAGGAUUGCCAUGAGUCUGAGCCAGCCUAGACUACAGAGUGAAACUGUUUUUAAAAAAGUAAUCUGAGCCCUGACCUCACAUUGAACAUUCCCUGAUAUGUGAAGUGGAACCUCAUGUUCCUGGUGUAGUUAUGAUUUUAUUGUUGUACUUUCAGAGUAUGAACAUGUGAGUUGGUAUAGAGCCUAUAUUUAAAGUUAUGGUUACCAUCCUUGAUAUUCAUUUUAUAAUUAUUAUGUAUCAACUAUAUGCUCUGAUCUAUAACAGAAUACAGAGGCAAAUUGUAUCCAAGGACCCAUCUCAGUAAAGCUAUGUAGUAUGUAGGGAAGGACCCAAAGACUGGCUUGGGGAGGAGGUAUGGCAGAAGCAAAGCCUUACAGUCCAGGCUAGGAAAUCAGCCUUACUGGGAUGUUAGUGGCAUAGCCCAAGAAGCCUUUAAAUCCUCACUCCUUUACAAUCUUAGAGGUCUUAGAGGACUGCAUCAUAAAUUACUACUUUUCAGUCAGGACUAGCUCAAAAAAUUGUUUUACUUCAAUAAGUUACCAAGUUUUUACGCCUUUUCCCUAUGAGUUAUUUAAAAAAGAAAUUCAAGCCCAGUAUUGGUUCCAUUUUCUCCUGCGUUAAAGAACUCCUUAAUGCUUUCUUAACAUGAAAUCCGAAAACAACACAUACAAAGGGGUUGGUUCCAAACUACUUUCUAUUUUGUUUGUUUUUGUUUAGUUUUUUGAGACAAGAUCCUAUUCUGUACCCCAGGCCCCAGGCUUGUGUGUCGUUAUAUACUCAGUCUGGCCUCAGAUAUAUGGUAAUCUUCCUC